GCGUUGCAUUAUAAAAUGAAAGCCAGAUAUUUAGCAUUCUUCUCAUACAUUGGGACACCAUUUCGGUCCUCAGAAAAGAUAUGGUUGAAGGACAACAGCAAGCACAUCGACCCGCAGAGCAUACAGGGGGUGAUGGAGUUGGCUCUCUGUAAAUUCAAGGCUUUGAAUUACCCUCAAGUUACAUUGUCCAGCCGCACAGAUGGUGGUGUACACGCGCUUAACUCCAGUGCCCACUUUGACCUUGAUCGCUACGGCACCAAGUUGUUUGAACCCCACGACAUUGUGUUUGGCUUGAAUAAGUUUUUCUACACUAAUGAUAUCAGUAUAAAUGUGAGACGGUGUUAUAGAGUAGCUGAUAACUUCAGUGCGAGGUACAAUGCUAUUAGAAGAACUUACUUGUACAGGCUUGCAGUGUUGAAAAAAGGUAUAGAGUUGCCAGAAUAUUAUGGCAUAGGCUCUGAAAUACCCAUAGAAGAAUGGAAGAGGUGCCAUUUUAUAAGACUCUUUGAUUUCGACAUAGAACGCUUGAAAGAAGGUGCGAAAUACCUCGUAGGCUACCACGAUUUCACAACAUUCAAGAAGUUUGAUAAGCUGAAACAAUACAAACAUAACAGACGCGAAAUAUACGAUAUCAUUGUUCGACCGGGAAGGCCGCUGUUGACAAGCUUUGUCGACGACAGAGAUUCAUUCUUUGACUAUUGGGACAUUGAAAUUAGAGGCAGAGCUUUUGUGCAUAAUCAGAUACGGCGUAUGAUGGGCACACUCAUAAGCGUCGCUGUCGGCAAACUACCUCCAGAAGAAAUAAAAGUUAUGCUACAAGUGCCUUCAAAGCAUUCUUGGCACAAUUCCAUCCAGUGCUCACCACCACACGGACUAUAUCUUUGCAACGUUGAGUACAACCCGGACGACCUAAUCUAUGCCCCUGAAAGACAGAGCACGCACGAUACCAGCUUAGAUGAGCAAGAAAGUGAUAGUGAAUAAUAAGCAGUUUCGACGAAAAUUGGUGACGAUGAGUUUUCUAAGUGAACUAAAAAGACAAAAGAAUAAACUGAAAGAGACAGAAACUGUAGUGACCAAUGUAGAUGGUAAACGGUUUAUAGAAAAGGGGGAUGAGAGACAAAACAUUGC
Molecule: messenger RNA, 1128 nt
Organism: Hyposmocoma kahamanoa
Lineage: Eukaryota; Metazoa; Arthropoda; Insecta; Lepidoptera; Cosmopterigidae
Product: tRNA pseudouridine synthase-like 1
Exons: 6
Coding region: 16-981 (321 amino acids)
Biological process (GO): tRNA pseudouridine synthesis
Molecular function (GO): RNA binding; pseudouridine synthase activity
Source: RefSeq, a predicted model, not a curated record